This is a messenger RNA of Fibroporia radiculosa, 4398 nucleotides long. RefSeq lists its product as uncharacterized. The coding region runs from base 1 to 4398 and encodes 1465 amino acids. Gene Ontology annotation, cellular component: nucleolus; small-subunit processome. The transcript is spliced from 15 exons. Gene Ontology annotation, biological process: rRNA processing. NCBI's taxonomy places the organism in Eukaryota, Fungi, Basidiomycota, Agaricomycetes, Polyporales, Fibroporiaceae. Gene Ontology annotation, molecular function: protein binding; RNA binding. The record is from RefSeq and is a predicted model, not a curated record.
AUGGUCGCCAGCAAGAAGCGCGUUUUGGACGAUGCGCCGGGUAACCCAAGAUCUAAAAAGACAAGGACGGAGAGCACGGACAAGAAAGGGAAGAGUAAGGCAGACGUCUCUCUUCCAGCUAUUCCAGAAGAGGUUGAUUUCCCUCGCGGCGGUGGAACGAGUUUUACCCCACUGGAGGUGAAGGCUAUUCGUGCCGAAGCCGUCAAAGAAGCUGAUAAGGAGCUAUUUGAAGACAAACCCACGAAGCGAAAGAGGCGUAAAUCGGAUAUCGACAAGGCAGAGCACAGGGCAUCGAAGGAUGAGAAAAGCGAGAAAAUCCGUGUGGAACACCUCAAUUAUAAACGAGUGACUGUAGGGAUGAAGAUUCUUGGCCAAGUAGUGUCGGUGGAGUCGCUUGCCCUAAUCAUAUCUCUACCAAACCAGCUCUUUGCGCAUGUUCCCAUCACCGAGAUAUCAACGCAGCUGACAGCACUGCUGGAGGAAAUGGGAGAAGUCGAUGAUGCCUCCUCGUCAGACGAAGAAGAAGGAUCUGGUACCGGUGCCUCAUCUAGCAUUCCAGAGCUGUUCCAGAUGUUUCGCCCAGGGUCUUAUGUACGGGCCAUUGUUUCUGCUAUUCAUCUUCCAGGAGCUACAGAUACCACACCAUUAGGGCGUAUUCGUGACGAAGCUCACAAAGCUAGUCGGAGGAUCGAACUCAGCCUGGUUCCCGAGAAAGUGAAUGCAGGAGUAUCAAAAGCCGACCUUCGAGCUGGUUUUACCAUGUCGGCAGCUGUGAAGAGCAAAGAAGAUCAUGGGUAUAUUCUUGACCUUGGUGUCUCUGAUAUCAAUGGCUUCCUGUCGUUUAAAGAUGCCAAGCAAGGGCCGUUUGAAAAUCCAGAGAGGAUACGCGUGGGCCAUCUGCUUGAUAUAUCCAUAUCCAAGACGACUGCAAAUGGCAGAACAUGUACAUGCUCGGUAAACGCAUCGUCGUUAAUGACUGCUUCGCUUUCAGAAGUCACGAAUGCCUCGUCAAUACUACCUGGGACGCAAGUACAGUCCCUUGUGACAGCGGUACUCCCAGAUGGUCUAAAUUUACAAAUCAUGGGCUACUUCGGUGGUACGAUCGACCAGUUUCACCUGCUGCCAGGGCAUCCCGAACGGAAUUACAAAAUGGGACAGAAGCUUAAAGCACGCGUUCUUUAUGCUAUCACUGCAACACCACCCAAAUUUGCUUUGUCUUUGGCCAGCCAUGUUCUCAAACUAGUGCCAAAGGACACUGCGGGAAUGGAUGAUGGUCUAAAUCACAACCUCGAUGAGAUAUAUCCGACUGGCUCUAUCCUGGACGCAGUGAAGGUAAUAAGGGUAGAAUCGGAGCGCGGACUUGUUGUAGAAGUCGCCUCUGGUGUUGAAGGCUUUGUCCACAUCUCGCAUACAUCAGAUGAGCACGUUCCAACGUUGUCAUCUUCUUCCGGCCCCUGGAAAGUGGGCACAGUUCACAGGGCACGUGUUACUGGGCAUUUUCACUUCGACGGGCUCUUGCAGCUCUCGCUUCGCCCGUCAGUUCUAGAGCAGAAAUUCCUGCAGGUCGGGGAAGUUCAGGUUGGCGAAGUCCUCAAGGGAGCAGUAAAGAGGUUGACCGAUUCCGCCAUGUUCGUUUCCAUCUCGGGAUCUGUAGACGGGGUCAUCUGGCCAAAUCACUACGCAGAUAUCCAGCUGAAACAACCACAAAGGCGAUUUAAACCAGGUGGAAGCAUAAAGUGUCGUGUCUUAGUAGUUGAUACGCAACGUCAACGGAUUGUUCUGACAGCCAAAAAGACCUUGCUCGAAUCAGCUUUACCGAUCAUAUCGAAGUUUGAGGACGCCCGAGUUGGCCUUGUUACGCAUGCAGUCGUUUUCAGGGCAUCGGAUAAAAGUUUGCAGGUCGAGUUCUACAAUAAUGUUAAAGCUGUGGUACCUGCAGGGGAAGCCAGUGAAACUGCGGUAGGCCUUUCAACGGCAUUUCCGAUAGGCAAACCGGUGCAAGUGAGGAUCAUGUCCAUCGAUCCUGAAACAUCUCGUAUUGUGGCUAGUAUAAGACAGACUGCUCCUAAUUAUUUGGCAUCCAUUGAAAACAUUGCCAGCAUCGGCAUCGGAGACACCGUCGAAGGUGAUAUUACGGAAGUGCAGAACGAGAAAGCUAUCGUAACUCUUCGACCAAGUCAAGUUCGUACUGUAAUCUCACUUAACAACCUUGCGAAUCGGCGCGGAGUCUCUGUCGCACAACUUCGUGCGUCGUUGCAGGUCGGCGAGAAACUGCAAGACCUCGUCGUUGUUUCACGUAAUCCAGAGAGGGGAUUCGUACGGAUAGCCACAAAACCCAAGGAGAAGAUAACGUUGGCACAGAAGAUACCUUUAGAUCUAGCCACGAUACAGAUAGGCCAAAUUGUCCAGGGUCGCGUCCUUCAUCAUGGUCGUCGUGGUGCGCUUGUCAAGCUCACAAACACAGUGUCUGGUACAUUACAUCCAACUGACGUCGACGACGACUUCGAAUCCGGCAAGGCAUUCCCACCAGCCGACUACAUUCUGAAAGCAGUGGUCAUCGCCGUCGACAAAGAUAGGAGGCAGCUCACACUAUCUACUCGGCCAUCGCGUCUUCAACCCAGACGAGAUGAGCCUGUCAUCGAUCCUGAAAUAGCGAGUAUCGGCGAUCUGAAGGAAGGCGAAACAAUUCGAGGGUUCAUCAAGCAAGUUGCGGAACACGGGAUCUUCGUUACCUUGGGUCGUGAAAUUGACGCACGAGUUCAGAUAAAAGAGCUUUUUGAUGAGUAUGUCAAGGAUUGGAAGAGUCGUUUUGUCGCACAUCAGCUCGUUAGAGGCCGGAUUCUGAGAGUCGAUAUCGCUAAGAAGCAAGUCGAAAUGACAUUCCGCUCUGGGGACCUCAAAACGAACUCCCUCACACUUGCUGAUCUCUCUGAAGGGCAGAAAGUGGAUGGCUGCAUCAAGAGAACGGAGGAGUAUGGUUUGUUUAUCCAGAUUGAAGGCUCAAAGCUCACUGGACUCUGUCAUAAAUCCGAACUUUCCGAUAAUAAGGAUGCCAAUGUGACAUUAGCUCUACGCAGUUUCCGUGAAGGCGAUCAAGUGAAGGCUAUAAUUCUGUCAAUCGACGAAGAAAAACGACGCAUUUCCCUUGGUCUCAAACCCUCCUAUUUUGUAGACGAUGACUUUCAGUCGAAUAAUGAUGUCGAUGAUGAAAACGAGGAAUCAAGUGAGGAAGACAAUCUCCUUGGUAUUGUGGAGGGUUCACAAGGCGACGACGACUCGAGAUCUCACCAGGACAACCAGGACGACAUGGAUGCAGAUGUUAUCGAUGAUUCUAUGAAUAUCGACAUGAGUAUUCAGCUCGAUGCAGAUCAAUCUCCCAGCGACGAUCGGACAGACAAAGAACUUCAUAUCAGCGUGCCCUCCUUGAACCUCCAACAAGGAUUUCAAUGGUCAGUGGCGUCGAAUGUUGAGGUCGAUGACGACAUGCAGCCAUCUUCUGAAGACGAAGACGUAGAGGAUAGUCAGCAGAAGCGCAAACGCAAGCGAAAGGAGAUUGAGCAAGACCUAACUGCCGACAUGCAUACCAAGGUUCCUGAGUCCAACACAGAUUUCGAGAGGGUCCUUCUUGGAUCGCCAAAUUCGUCAUAUCUCUGGAUACAAUACAUGUCCUUCCAAUUGCAGAUCUCUGAAGUGGAUAAGGCUCGAGAGAUUGCGAAGCGCGCGCUGCGUACCAUCAACUUCCGUGAAGAGCAAGAAAAGAUGAAUAUCUGGAUUGCGUUGCUGAACUUGGAAAAUACUUAUGGGACGGAAGAAACGCUAGAGACCACGUUCAGGGAUGCCGCCCGACACAAUGACUCAGAGACGAUUCAUCUACGUCUUGCUUCCAUCCUUGACCAGAGCGGGAAGACCGAUAGAGCAGAAGAGCAAUACCAACGCACUUGUAAGAAAUUUGGCCAGAGUUCAGAUGUGUGGACAUUGUGUGGGGAGCAUUAUCUAAGGCAUGGGAAGCUUGAAGAGGCCAGAAAACUGCUUCCUCGAAGUUUACAAAGUUUGGAAAAGCACGAUCAUCUCAAGACGAUAUCUAAGUUUGCGCAAUUGGAAUACAAACUAGGUGAUCCGGAGAGAGGAAAAACUCUAUUCGAGGGUAUAGUCGAUUCUCACUCGAAACGCUGGGACAUGUGGUCUAUUUACAUAGACAUGGAAGCCGGACAAGGUGAUAUGAUGAGCCUCAGAAAUAUAUUCGACCGAGUUCUGGCCAUCAAAAUGACUAGUCAUAAAGCGAAAUCAUUUUUCAAGAAAUGGCUGGAGUUGGAACGUCGGAUGGGCGAUGAAGAAGGUGCCAGCGCUGUUAAAGCGAAAGCCGUUGAAUGGACACAGCGUGCUAGCGCGUCCUCCUAG